AUGCCGGGCUACGACUACAAGCUGCUGGAGCGGCCGCGGCGGCGGGUGCUGUGCCCGCUCUGCGGGAAGCCCAUGCGGGAGCCCGUCCGCGUCUCCACCUGCGGCCACCGCUUCUGCGACACCUGCCUGCAGGAGUUCCUCAGCGAAGGUGUCUUCAAGUGCCCGGAGGACCAGCUGCCCCUGGACUACGCCAAGAUCUACCCCGACCCGGAGCUGGAGGCGCAGGUGCUGAGCCUGGCCAUCCGCUGCAUCCACAGCGAGGAGGGCUGUCGCUGGAGCGGGCUCAUCAAGCACCUCCAGGCCCAUCUCAGCACCUGUGGCUUCAACGUGAUCCCCUGCCCCAACCGGUGCAGCGCCAAACUGAGCCGCCGCGACCUGCCCGAGCACGUCCAGCACGGCUGCCCCAAGCGCCGGGUCAAGUGCGAGUUCUGCGCCAGUGACUUCACUGGGGAGGCCUUUGAGGGCCACCAGGGCACGUGUCCCCAGGAGAGUGUGUACUGCGAGAACAAGUGUGGGGCCCGCAUGAUGCGGCGCCUGCUGUCCCAGCACGCCCUGGCCGAGUGCCCCAAGCGCACCCAGCCCUGCACCUACUGCUCCAAGGAGUUUGUCUUCGACACCAUCCAGAACCACCAGUACCAGUGUCCCCGGUACCCUGUGCCGUGCCCCAACCAGUGUGGGACACCCAGCAUCCCCCGGGAGGACGUGCCCACCCACCUCAAGGAGAGCUGCAACACUGCCAUGCUGCUGUGCCCCUUCAAGGAGGCUGGCUGCAAGCACCGGUGCCCCAAGCUGGCCAUGGGUCGGCACCUGGAGGAGAGCACCAAGGCACACCUGGGCAUGGUGUGUGCCCUGGUGAGCCGGCAGCGGCAGGAGAUCCUGGAGCUGCGGCGUGACAUGGAGGAGCUGUCAGUGAGCAGCGACGGGACCCUCAUCUGGAAGAUCGCCGACUACGCCCGCAAGCUGCAGGAGGCCAAAGCCCGCAGCAACUACGAGUUCUUCAGCCCCCCCUUCUACACCCACAAGUACGGCUACAAGCUCCAGGUCUCGGCUUUCCUCAACGGCAACGGGAGCGGGGAGAGCAGCCACCUCUCCGUCUACAUCCGUGUGCUGCCGGGAGAGUACGACAACCUGCUGGAGUGGCCCUUCUCCUACCGCGUCACCUUCUCCCUGCUGGACCAGAGCGACCCCUCGCUCUCCAAGCCCCAGCACAUCACCGAGACCUUCCAUCCCGAUCCCAACUGGAAAAACUUCCAGAAGCCGGGAGCCUCGCGCAGCUCCCUGGACGAGAGCACCCUGGGCUUCGGCUACCCCAAGUUCAUCUCCCACGAGGACAUCAGGAAACGGAACUACGUGCGGGAUAAUGCCAUCUUCAUCAAAGCCUCGGUGGAGAUCCCCCAGAAGAUCCUGGCCUGAGCCUUUGAGGGGGGACAGGAUGUGAGUGGGGCGCCCACCCAGGGGUGCCCCAAGUGGUGCUGAGCCCCUGCCCGCAGUCAGUGCUCCCGGCUUGGGGACGCUGCUGUGGCGCAGUGGUGGCUCUCAGGAUAGGCAGGGAUGGGGCUGCUCCCAUGUCCCUGCUGGGGCUGGGACGCUCUGGCAGCCCCAGCUGCCCCCUGGGGGCAGCCCCUUCUCAGGUGCCCGGGGGUGCCGGGGGGCUGGGCCCCCCAAGCCUCUCACUGGGGCACCCAACAGCCCCUGCCAGCCUCACUGGGGACCCCGCAGGACCCCACUGCCCAGAGCCAUAUUUUGUAAGCUGGUGCUCCCCAGGUUGUUAUUUAUUUCCCCAAGCCGGGGCCGUUGCCCCCUUCC
This is a messenger RNA of Lepidothrix coronata (blue-crowned manakin), 1806 nucleotides long. RefSeq names its product TNF receptor associated factor 4 (gene TRAF4). Gene Ontology annotation, molecular function: zinc ion binding; protein binding. NCBI's taxonomy places the organism in Eukaryota, Metazoa, Chordata, Aves, Passeriformes, Pipridae. The transcript is spliced from 7 exons. Gene Ontology annotation, biological process: signal transduction; positive regulation of JNK cascade; regulation of apoptotic process. The coding region runs from base 1 to 1413 and encodes 470 amino acids. The record is from RefSeq and is a predicted model, not a curated record.